AAUCUGGUGCUGGCUGAAAACAGUCCUGGGAAAGACAGCACUGAAUAUAUCCUUGUGUUUGAGCCUGAUCUGCCAGCGUUGCAGAAGCCCCUGGAACCAUACUGCCUGUCCUUCAUGUUCUACAACGAUUUCAAGAAGCAGCAACAGAUGGCAACACUGACAAAGGAGAGAGACCAGUUAUCCCAGUCCAUAGGUGUCUACAGGAAUUGGUUUGAUGCUCAUAAUCAGCUUGUGACUGAACUGAAAUGUCAAGUUAAAGAAGCUGAAACCAGAGAAACUCACCUGAAGAAUGAACUGAAGAAGCACCAGAUUGAGUUACCACAGACAAACGUCCUGCAGUAUGUAGAUUCUCUUAUAAAGCAGAAGAUGCUGGACCAAGAAGGAGUCAUGAAAAAGCCCAGGAGAACUUGUACCCUCCCGAACUACCCCAAGGGCAACCCGGACGUGCUGGGCAAGAUUGCACACCUAGCCCAGAUCGAGGACAACGAGGCUGCCAAGGUGAUCUCCUGGCACCUGGCCAGUGACAUGGACUGCGUGGUGACCCUCAGCACCGGCGCCGCCCGCGCCAUCUUCGACGAGACGCAGGGCCGGCAGCAGGUGCUGCCCCUCGACUCCAUCUACAAGAAGACUCUCCCCGACUGGAACAGGCCUUUACCUCACUUAAGAAAUGGAAAAAUCUUCUUCAGGCCCAUAGGAAACCCUGUGUUUGCCAGAGACCUGUUAACCUUCCCAGACAACGUAGAGCACUGUCAAACAGUGUUUGGGAUGCUGCUGGGUGACACUAUCAUCAUUGAUAACCUGGAUGCAGCCAACCAUUACAGAAAAGAGGUUGUGAAGAUCACCCACUGCCCUACCUUGCUCACCAGGGAAGGGGACAGGAUCCGCAGCAACGGGAAGUUUGGCGGCCUUCAGAACAAGGCACCUCCAAUGGACAAACUCAGAGGAAUGGUGUUUGGAGCACCCGUCCCAAAACUUUACUCUACUUUCUCUGGACAGAUAGAGCUCCUGCAGCAGUACCGCGCCGCAGCCGUGAAGCUCAGCGCCGUCAACAAGGACCUCGACGUGCACCUGCAGUCACUUCACACUCCAGAAGCACAAAAGAAGAAACAGGAGCUCGCUGAACAAGAGAAGAGCCUCAAGCUAAUAGAACAAAAAUUGG
Merops nubicus (carmine bee-eater) is the source of this 1159-nucleotide messenger RNA. Its product is annotated as structural maintenance of chromosomes flexible hinge domain-containing protein 1-like. The annotation marks the transcript as partial. NCBI's taxonomy places the organism in Eukaryota, Metazoa, Chordata, Aves, Coraciiformes, Meropidae. Gene Ontology annotation, cellular component: chromosome. Gene Ontology annotation, molecular function: ATP binding; protein binding. The transcript has 9 exons. Gene Ontology annotation, biological process: double-strand break repair; chromosome organization. The record is from RefSeq and is a predicted model, not a curated record.